UGCCAAGACGAAGCCAUCUCAUAUCGGUUCGAGAUCGCAAACGGUUCGGAAGCGAAAACCUUUUCCUCUCCGUCGUCGUUGUCGUCGGUGCGAACAUCGUGUCCGCGCGGGCACCCCUAAAUCCGUCAGUAGUCGCAGUCUCCCGUGUGUUUUGUGACCGGACCUGGAUGUGAGCAAAAGUUCAUCGCUAGCAAGUGUGAAAGGAAAAUCAAUCUUUUGGAAAUGUCGAAAAGAGUGUGGUUUCUGUGGCUUGUGUAAAUUACUGUUACUUUCCGAAAGUCUAUAGAUUGUGGCACCAAGGAUAAAGCAGUUGCAUCUAGUGAGAGAGAAACAGACCCAGAAGAAAGUGGAUGUAUUGAUGAACCUUUCGAAAAGGAUUUCGCUUUUAAAUGAACCAGGAUGCUGACAUCGAUCGCACUGAUACUGGCCGUAUGCGUACUGGGGCUAGCAGCACAAACGGUACCCUCGCUUCAACCCAUCCCGACUGAACCGGUCACGCAGGCCCGCACGGUUCCGAUGCUUUUGCCAACAGUUCCACCAGAUCAGCAGCCAUUCACAAUCGUGCAUCCGCUGCAAACAAUUCCCACGCAGGGGCCGAACCGAUCCUCCCAUAGUCCCAGAAGAGGCGUCCAAUACGAACAUUCGAUAUCGCUUGGGCCCAACAGUAAUUAUUAUGUGUACUACUCGGAUAUGGUCUCCAGUGGACAACAGCAGCAGCAGGAGCAUCCGAAAGCAGCCGCACAGCAGUCGGAACUGUCACUCGCAUACCAGCCUAUCGUUGGAUACUCCAACGAUCAGACCAGUCAGAUAGUAUUCAGUCCGAACACUGUUCCGGUGCAGCUUGUGACCUUGGUACAACCGACGCUGGAUGCGGCUGUCCAGCAGGAGAACACAAAUCGUGUUACUCCGGAAAGUGCUGCAACCAUCGAGAAGCAACCCCAAGUUGAUUUAGACGAAGAAGGCAUUCAUAAGCUGGUAUCCUCCACUCAAAACUUGGUUAGCAGUGAAGAUGUAAUGAAUAUCAACAAUGCCGAAGAGGAACAAAAAGAAAUUCUACCCACCUCUUCCAAGGAGAACACGACGGAAACCGUACUUGACAACGAAACAAGCGAAAGCCGUAAAAACGAGCAGAAGUUGGAUGAUAAUAUAGCGGUUCCUUCUUUUGAUAAUCCAAUAAUUGUAGGCGAAAUGUCCGAAGCGACAAGUCGCAGCCAUCGUUCCGGCGAGCGAUCGGACAAUGUUUACAAGCAAAUUAAUGUAGAAAUCAUCGGUGAAUCGGAGGACCACAACAGGGGACAGUUUUUGAAGGAAACCAUUUUUCCCGCAAGUCGAGCAACUGAGGAACCAUGCGAUGACAAUGUUAAGUCGACUCCAGUAGUGAUCCGACAUGAGGUUACAACAAUUAGACCGAUUAGUUUGUCCACCAAAGGACGUGGUACGACCGCUACUCGACUGAGUACUCGUUUCCGUACCACGGCUGCCCAGCAUUCGUCAUCAACGGCACGCUAUACUGCUAAGGAAACUGUAACUCCCGCGUCCGUUAGCUACAAAUACCUCACUCCAACUCCAGCUGGCCUGCGACUGACCAGUUUGGAACAAAAAAACAAUGACGACUGCGAUUAUGCGAUCUUACAACCCCCCAAGCUAGAUUCGGACAAAAAGACCCUUGUUGAGGUUCAAAAAAGUGUCAACAUUAAAAACAUUCUAAUUGAGCAGGAAAAUCCCCAACCUUCAUUAAACAGAGAGUUUGGUGCCCGCACCAAAGUGAUCUCACAACCGAUCUUCAUUGAAAAGCCGGUCGACAGAGUGGUGACACAAAAGGUACUUAUUGAGAAACCUGUUGAGCGAAUUGUACAGCAGCCUAUUUUCAUCGAAAAAGCAGUCCCACAACCCGUCGAUCGAAUCGUAGAAAAGCACGUCCCCGUACCUUAUCCGGUGGAAAAGAUUGUCGAAAAACCCGUUCAAACCGUUGUUCAAGUACCGUACGCCGUUGAAAAACAAGUUCCAGUUCAUCACUACAUUGAUCGGCCCGUUACGCAACAUGUUACCGUUCCGGUUCCGGUGGAUAGGAUUAUAGAAAAACCAGUGCCAGUGGAAAAGAUUGUCACCCAGGAGGUUAAGGUUCCCUAUCCCGUAACUCAAUUUGUCGAAAAAAUCGUCGACCGUCCGGUUCCAGUUGAGAAAAUUGUCACAAAAGAAGUACAGGUACCAUACCCUGUUACACAGAUCGUCGACCGUCCUUACCCGGUUGAGGUUCCCGUUGAAAAGGUUGUCGAGAAGAUCGUGGAUCGCCCGGUAGAGACAGUAGUUGAAAAACAAGUUGAGGUACCCGUUCCGGUUACGGUUGAAAAGGUAGUGGAAAAAUUCAUCGAUCGUCCAGUUCCCUAUCCGGUGCAAGUCCCUGUUGAGAUUCCCGUCCAAGUUCCAGUGCACUAUCCAGUCGAAGUCCCUGUCGGUGUCCCCAUCCCAUAUCCAGUAGAAAAAUACAUCCCUGUAACCAUCCACGAACCCAAACCCACACACGCUAUUAUUAAAACCACAACUCACGAGAAGCUGUUCGAUUUACACAAAUUUUUUGGAGGAAAAAAGAAACACUUCACCGAACAUGUGUUCAUAAAGGGUCCCCCACAUCCGAAGCCACUCUACUACCACAGCCAAUAUCCGAAGAAUGACCUCCACUUUGGGGCUUCGAUUCAAGCUCCAUCCUAUGUGGACUUUUCUCAGUACAAUGUUCUCCCUCACCACUACCCGGAGAAACCGAAACCACUGUACGGUAUUUCCUACCACGGUGAUCCCUACAAUGGUAAUUCUUACCACCAACACUACAAUAGCUACCAUCAACCGUUAAUCGAUCACUCGCAUCAAUUUGUAGGCAAGCUAUCCUACCCGGUUCCGUACGCUCAUCAUCAACCACAGCAAGUACUGCAACCGGUAGCGCAAGCUCUGGGACCGCAGAUCUACAGGGACGAUUACGUCGGUCCUACACCCCUGCUGGAAGACCAUUGGGCGGUCAAAAGCGACGUCAAAUUCCGCAGGAAUGCCGCGUACGGGAAGAGCCUGCGAAUCGAGUACGGAGGUUUUAAGCCGCCGCUAGUGCCAUCCGUCGAGAUCGACGAGAACGGAGUACCGCUGAAUAAGGAGCAGAACGCGAAUUAGGGGCGGACCACCAACCGGGGAGACUGAUGUUGUUGUUUUUUUUUUUUCUGUUGAUCAUUGUUUCGGUACCGUUGGUUAGUUAGAAGGAAGGCACUUUAACAGUGAAUAGAGGAUGCAAUAAAACAAUGGUUAAUGCUAAGAAGGCUCUUAGAUUUACUCUCAUUGUACACUGAUUACACAAUCGCCACAAAGUUAAACGAUGAAAUUUCUGUUAAGUUACGUGCUUUUCUAAGUGAUAAGUA
This is a messenger RNA of Wyeomyia smithii (pitcher-plant mosquito), 3398 nucleotides long. RefSeq lists its product as uncharacterized. The coding region runs from base 400 to 3156 and encodes 918 amino acids. NCBI's taxonomy places the organism in Eukaryota, Metazoa, Arthropoda, Insecta, Diptera, Culicidae. The record is from RefSeq and is a predicted model, not a curated record. The transcript has 4 exons.